CGCCACUCACACGCCAGAGACGCUCUUUCUUUCAGUUCUAGGGUUUUACCUUCACAGCACCUCCGGGAAAGUGGAAACCCUUCAGCAAUGUUUCUCUACAGCCUCACCCUUCAACGCGCCACCGGCUUGGUGUGCGCCAUCAACGGCAACUUCUCCGGAGGCAAAGUCCAAGAAAUCGUAGUCGCUCGCGGGAAAAUCCUCGAUCUCCUUCGACCCGACGACAACGGUAAACUCCAAACUCUAUUAUCUGUAGAAAUCUUCGGUGCUAUUCGUUCUUUAGCUCAGUUUCGCCUUACUGGUGCUCAAAAGGACUACAUUGUUGUCGGUUCGGAUUCUGGAAGGAUUGUAAUUCUUGAAUACAACAAAGAGAAGAACAAUUUCGAUAAAAUUCAUCAGGAAACUUUUGGUAAAUCUGGUUGCCGUAGGAUUGUGCCUGGGCAGUAUGUAGCUAUUGACCCCAAAGGCAGGGCUGCCAUGGUUGGGGCCUGUGAGAAGCAGAAGUUAGUGUACGUAUUAAACAGGGACACUGCUGCUAGGUUGACAAUAUCGUCGCCGUUAGAGGCGCAUAAGAGUCAUACCAUUACUUAUUCUAUAUGUGGCGUUGACUGUGGUUUUGAUAACCCUAUAUUUGCUGCUAUUGAGUUGGACUAUUCUGAAGCCGACCAGGAUCCUUCUGGUCAAGCAGCAACUGAAGCACAAAAGCACUUGACGUUUUAUGAGUUGGAUUUAGGUCUCAAUCAUGUUUCGAGGAAAUGGUCAGAUCAGGUAGAUAAUGGUGCCAAUAUGCUUGUGACUGUCCCUGGAGGUGGGGAUGGUCCCAGUGGGGUGCUUGUUUGUGCCGAGAAUUUUGUCAUAUACAAGAAUCAGGGCCACCCUGAUAUUCGUGCAGUGAUUCCUAGGAGGGCAGAUUUGCCAGCUGAGCGUGGCGUGUUGAUUGUGUCUGCUGCUAUGCAUAAGCAGAAGUCCAUGUUUUUCUUUUUGUUGCAAACAGAAUAUGGUGAUAUCUUCAAGGUCACGUUGGAUCAUGACAAUGAUAGGGUGAAGGAGUUGAAGAUCAAGUAUUUCGAUACUAUUCCAGUCACGUGUUCAUUGUGUGUUUUGAAAUCAGGAUUUCUUUUUGCGGCCUCUGAGUUUGGAAAUCAUGCUUUGUAUCAGUUUCAAGCAAUAGGAGAAGAUCCUGAUGUGGAAGCCUCAUCUGCUACAUUGAUGGAAACUGAUGAGGGUUUUCAACCUGUAUUUUUUCAACCUAGGAAGCUGAAAAACCUUGUUAGAAUUGACCAGGUGGAGAGCUUGAUGCCCAUGAUGGAUCUAAAAAUCGUAAAUCUCUUUGAGGAAGAAACACCCCAGAUAUUUGCACUCUGUGGUCGUGGACCGCGUUCAACAUUACGCAUUCUACGACCGGGGUUGGCUAUCAGUGAAAUGGCAGUCUCACAGCUUCCAGGUGUUCCAAAUGCGGUGUGGACGGUGAAAAAGAAUUUCAAUGAUGAAUUUGAUGCUUACAUUGUCGUCUCGUUUACUAAUGCUACUCUUGUCCUUUCAAUUGGUGAGACAAUUGAAGAAGUUAGUGACAGUGGAUUUCUUGAUACCACACCCUCUCUUUCUGUUUCUUUGAUUGGGGAUGACUCUUUGAUGCAAGUUCACCCUAGUGGAAUAAGGCAUAUUAGAGAAGAUGGGCGUGUCAAUGAAUGGAGAACACCGGGGAAGAGAACAAUAGUUAAGGUUGGGUCUAACAGACUCCAAGUUGUAAUUGCCCUUAGUGGUGGCGAACUCAUUUAUUUUGAGAUGGACAUGACUGGCCAAUUAAUGGAGGUUGAGAAGCAUGAAAUGUCUGGAGAUGUUGCUUGUUUGGACAUUGCCCCUGUACCUGAAGGAAGACAAAGGUCACGUUUCCUUGCAGUUGGAUCAUUUGACAAUACUAUUCGUAUCAUUUCGUUGGAUCCUGAUGACUGCAUGCAGGUUCUCAGCAUGCAUAGUGUAUCUUCACCCCCAGAAUCUCUUCUGUUUCUCGAAGUUCAGGCUUCUGUUGGCGGGGAAGAUGGUGCUGAUCACCCUGCCAAUCUGUUUUUGAAUGCGGGUUUACAAAAUGGGGUGCUUUUUAGAACAGUGGUGGAUAUGGUGACUGGUCAGGUCUCCGAUGCUCGGUCUCGGUUCUUAGGACUUCGGGCCCCCAAGCUUUUCUCAAUUAUUGUUAGAGGGCGUCGUGCUAUGCUUUGCUUAUCUAGCAGACCUUGGCUUGGUUACAUUCAUCAAGGUCAUUUCCUCUUGACACCUCUUUCAUAUGAAACACUUGAGUUUGCAGCCUCCUUUUCCUCUGAUCAGUGUGCAGAAGGUGUAGUUGCUGUUGCUGGGGAUGCUUUGAGGGUGUUUACUAUUGAGAGAUUGGGAGAAACCUUCAAUGAAACUACUAUCCCUCUGAGGUACACUCCUCGGAAAUUCGUUCUCCAACCUAAGAGGAAAUUGUUGGUGAUUAUCGAAAGUGAUCAAGGAGCUUUUAGUGCUGAGGAGCGUGAAGCUACAAAAAAAGAGUGCUUUGAGGCUGCUGGAAUGGCAGAAAAUGGAAAUGCUGAACAGAUGGAGAAUGGUGGCGAGGAAGAAGAGAAUGAUCCCCUGUCUGAUGAGCAGUAUGGCUAUCCCAAAGCAGAAUCGGAUAAGUGGGUGUCUUGUAUCAGAGUCCUUGAUCCACGGACGACCCAAACUUCUUGUCUGUUAGAGCUUCAGGACAAUGAAGCAGCUUUCAGCAUUUGCACUGUGAAUUUUCAUGAUAAGGAGUACGGAACGCUGUUAGCUGUGGGUACGGCAAAAGGUCUCAGGUACUGGCCAAAACGAGCCUUUGAUGCCGCGUAUAUUCAUAUAUAUAGGUUCAAAGAAGAUGGGAAGGUCCUUGAGCUUUUACACAAGACUCAAGUAGAAGGUAUUCCCCUUGCGCUAUGUCAGUUUCAGGGAAGGUUAUUAGCUGGUAUAGGACCUGUUCUUCGACUCUAUGAUCUGGGAAAGAGAAGAUUACUCAGGAAAUGUGAGAAUAAGUUGUUCCCAAAUACGAUAACCUCUAUCCAUACAUACCGCGACAGGAUAUAUGUUGGUGACAUUCAAGAGUCGUUUCAUUACUGCAAGUAUAGGCGCGAUGAAAAUCAGCUUUACAUAUUUGCUGAUGAUACUGUGCCGCGGUGGUUAACCUGUGCAAGCCACAUAGACUUUGAUACCAUGGCAGGAGCCGACAAAUUCGGAAAUGUAUAUUUUGUGCGGUUACCGCAAGAUGUAUCUGAUGAAAUUGAAGAAGAUCCCACUGGUGGCAAAAUAAAGUGGGAGCAAGGCAAACUGAAUGGCGCUCCUAACAAGGUCGAGGAAAUUGUGCAGUUUCAUGUUGGAGAUGUGGUCAGUUGCUUGCAGAAGGCUUCUCUAAUCCCUAGUGGUGGAGAGGGCAUCAUUUAUGGGACUGUCAUGGGAAGUGUGGGAGCAAUGCUUCCAUUCACAUCUCGUGACGAUGUCGACUUCUUCUCACACUUAGAAAUGCAUUUGAGACAGGAACAUCCACCUCUUUGUGGCAGAGAUCAUAUGGCCUAUCGAUCUGCCUAUUUCCCUGUGAAGGAUGUGAUUGAUGGAGACUUAUGUGAGCAAUUCCCCACCUUGCCUGUCGAUAUGCAGAGGAAAAUUGCUGAUGAAUUGGACAGGACACCAGCAGAGAUUGUGAAAAAGCUUGAAGAAAUUAGGAACAAAAUCAUUUGAGUUUAGUAUAUCAGAGUUUUAAGCGCAGUGGGGUGUGUCAUUGUUAUGUGUAGAAGUGGUAGAUUGGUGAGUGUUCGUAAAGAAUGAGGGUGGUUUGGCUUGAGAUGGCUCACAAAAUCUGGUUCAACAAGUUAAGCAUGGAGGAAAGGAAGCACUUUGCAUUACGAUGUCGAAUAUUUCCAGAUGUUAGAGGGAGAUUUGAGUUGUUAACCCGUAUAUCUAUGAAAAUCUAAGCAUGUUUGAAAGCGGCUGAUUAGGUUAAAUCUAGCACGCAGUAGAGAGCUUUUAGUUGUAAUUAUGAAGUAGCAGAAUUUGGUCUUUUCUGUUAAUUGCGCUCUAGUAACAACAAAUUGCUAUGUAUCGGUGCUUCAAACAGAUUUUGUAGAAUGUAGAUCAUCGUAGUUGAUACUAAUGCAACAAUGGGUUUCUGCGGUUGUUCUAUCAGUUUUAGACUGAAUUGUUCUUGCCCACUGAAAUCUGGAAUUUUCAUUAUUUUGCCUCGCGCUUUCGAGGGACAAUUGCUUCACCAACUCGAUCUACCCAAGUAAAC
Oldenlandia corymbosa var. corymbosa is the source of this 4273-nucleotide messenger RNA. Lineage: Eukaryota; Viridiplantae; Streptophyta; Magnoliopsida; Gentianales; Rubiaceae. The record is from the annotation of a GenBank genome assembly.